This is a messenger RNA of Brassica napus (rape), 1053 nucleotides long. RefSeq names its product mRNA-decapping enzyme subunit 2-like. Gene Ontology annotation, biological process: deadenylation-dependent decapping of nuclear-transcribed mRNA; nuclear-transcribed mRNA catabolic process, nonsense-mediated decay. The transcript has a single exon. Lineage: Eukaryota; Viridiplantae; Streptophyta; Magnoliopsida; Brassicales; Brassicaceae. Gene Ontology annotation, molecular function: 5'-(N(7)-methylguanosine 5'-triphospho)-[mRNA] hydrolase activity; manganese ion binding; RNA binding. Bases 11 to 880 code for a protein of 289 amino acids. Gene Ontology annotation, cellular component: cytoplasm. The record is from RefSeq and is a predicted model, not a curated record.
AAGAAAAGUAAUGUCGAGCCUCCCUUCGAAGAAACUUCUUGACGAUCUCUACAGUCGAUUUGUUGUGAACGGCCCCGAGGAAGAUAAAAAGUCUAUGAAUCGACUCAUGUUUCUUGUAGAGAGUGCUCACUGGUACUACGAAGAUAACGUUGUCGAAAACGACCAAACCCUAAAGUCGCUGUCCUUUAGAGAGUUUACUCGUCUCUUAUUCAAUAACUCUGAUCUGUUGAGACCUUACGUUGCAUCCAUAGAUAAGAUAUUCAGAGACUUUGGUUAUUACAAGUCUCGAAUCCCUGUGGCUGGUGCGAUUAUCCUAGACGAGACAUAUGAACGUUGCUUGCUGGUCAAGGGAUGGAAACAAUCAUCUAACUGGAGCUUUCCACGAGGGAAGAAGAAUUCGAAUGAAGAAGAUGAUGUUUGUGCUAUACGAGAGGUCCUCGAGGAGACAGGGUUUGAUGUCUCGAAGCUGCUUAAGAAAGAAGAAUACAUCGAGAUUACAUUCGGAGGAAAGAAGAGAGUGAGGCUUUACGUUGUGGUCGGUGUGAGAGAUGAUACAGCUUUUGCACCGCUAACGAAGAAGGAGAUCAGUCAAAUCUCAUGGUUUCGGCUUGAUGGGCUUGAAAGUGGAUUCGCUGGUCUCAAGUUGUUUGAGGUUGCACCUUUUCUAGCAUCCUUGAAGUCGUGGAUAUCAAAGCACAUGUCUCCUCUCAGCAUUGACAAGCACCUUAAACCACCACUCUGCGUGUGGACUACAACAAGGAAGACAACGACAAAGAUAACAAUAACAUCAACGGAAAGAAGAUGCAAUGUAAAACCUUGGAAACAGUCUCUAAAGGUCAACAAGUCAGCAAUCUUGCAGGCCUUGGGAAUUUGUUCUUGAGUAGAGUCAGUAAUAUGGUGUGGUCGGAUUGUAGAGCAAAAUAGUACUUUUCUAUUUGGUUUGUUGUACAUGAUUAUAUUGUAUAUCCACUAGUAAAUGAAACCAAGCGGUAUUCUUUAUUUUCAAAGACUUUUUUCUUAUUAAUUUCAGAGCAAGCAACUUAUUGAUAGCAA